Messenger RNA from Penicillium lagena, 1380 nucleotides. Its product is annotated as bZIP transcription factor. NCBI's taxonomy places the organism in Eukaryota, Fungi, Ascomycota, Eurotiomycetes, Eurotiales, Aspergillaceae. The coding region runs from base 1 to 1380 and encodes 459 amino acids. The transcript is spliced from 5 exons. The record is from RefSeq and is a predicted model, not a curated record. Gene Ontology annotation, biological process: regulation of DNA-templated transcription. Gene Ontology annotation, molecular function: DNA-binding transcription factor activity.
AUGCAUUCACCGCCUAGUCCUAUUGUACAGGCUUUCGCGCAAUUAGUCAAAGGAUACGAAAGAGAGAUGCAUAAGAAUGCUAUAUCGGCACGCGAGAUUGAGAAACUACGCUCCCAGGUCAACCAAACGAAACAAAAGCAGGCAAAACCUAGCAAAUGGAUGGAUAGUGAAGUAGGAAUGACAGGCGAGGACAAUGUACAGCGAAUGUUGGAUGAUCAAUUAGUCGUUGAAGUGGAAAACACUGCCGAAGCAGGUCCUUCGUCGGCAGCGGAACCAACCAAGCAGCCGGUCAUAAUGGCGCGACCUAACGUCGACGAAAGAUUGGACGACCACGGAUCAAAGACGACCAACAACGCGAUGAGCAACGCGCUGAGGCGUCGUUUACAGCUCCGAAAUGCUCAGCAAGCCUAUCGGCAGCGGCGACAAGACACCAUCGUUAUUCUGCAAAAUCGUCUGGCGGAUCUAGAAAACGACAUGGAGAGUAUAUCUCUCUUUUUCUCUCUUCUCCGACUGCUGUUCGACUCGAACAUACCAGAUAAUUUCCCUCUCGUAACUAAGAACCUAUACGACACUAUUCAGCAAUGCGUCUCACUCGCGAAGCUCGGGGGCGACAGUCUAGGCACCAAGGAAACAGAUGCUGAGAUACUCGAACAUAUGAAACAUCUUACGUCGGCAAAUACGAGUUCCCCCGCUGAGAUCGGACCAGGUUCCAACUUGUCCACGAGUACUUUCAAGACUACGCUCGCCGAAGCUCCCAAACCCCCUGUUCUACGCGAGCCGCAGUCCACAAAAGCCCUUAGCUCCGACUUCAGACCUCCAACGACGUCGACGUGUAUUGAUUUUGAUUCGAUGGACCCUACCCCAACGUCUGGUUUGGCGUGUUCCCAAAAUGCAAUUCGCUUGCUGGUCGAGAUGCCUCCGCGCAAUCAAAAGAUUCUGGAAGUGAUUGGGGCUCCAUCAACACCGAACAACCGAAACCAGAUUAUAUCAUUCUUUCGUGAGGUCCUUCAAGAUGAAACAAGAGUAAUCGUUGAGGCCCGAAUCAAUGUUCUCCACCAAAUCCGGGCCUCAACGGUUGCUGAAUUAGAGAGGUCUGGGCUUGACUUGCACUCUGAGAUAGCCCACCCCCAGCUGUUGGAUGCGCAGGACGUCCGGGAGUACCUUGAGACUAAUGGUAUCAGUGUUCAGCACCUUUCGCAUGCCGAUCCCAUGUCUGCUAACGACGAGUUUCCGUCUUUGUUCAAAUACCCUAAUGUGCAGAAUUUCAAUGAGACAGCUUUUAUCAGAUAUCUUUCAUUUUGUGAUAUUUGCAUUGGUACAGGUCCUGCAUUUCCGAAAAAAGAAGUUGAGUAUGCGCUGCGGUUCGCAAACUCGAUGUGA